CUACAAGUUGCUCGUAUUAUGAUUAAAUGAACACUUUACUCGAUUGUCGUAAUUUUGAAAAUGGCGUCUGCUGUCAAAAGUAAAGGAAGAAAAUCACCAAAUCCAAAGAGGACAAAUAUCUCACAGCUUGACCAAUCACAAGAUGAAGGUCCACCUAGAAGAUUGGGAGAAAAAGGAAGUCCAGACCUUCCAUCGAUCAAUGAACGUCUUGGCCACUUGAGACCUUCUAGGGAGCUUUUAGAAUAUUACAGAAAGAAAAUAGCUGAAUAUGAUGAAGAGCAUGACCACAUGGUCAGCAAAUUAGAGGAAUAUAAAAUUACUUAUGAAGAACAGCAUAAACUACAAUGGGAGUUGAGACAGAGAGAGGAAGAGAUAGUAGAAUUACAAAAGGCUCUUAGUGAUAUGCAGAUUUAUCUAUUCCAAGAAAGAGAACAUGUGCUGAGACUUUAUUCAGAAAAUGACAGAUUAAAAAUCAGAGAGUUAGAAGAUAAAAAGAAAAUACAACAGUUACUUAGUUUAAGUGGAACAACAGAAAGUGAAAUCACAUAUUUUAUGAAGGAACCACCAGCUAAAGCUAUUGUAGAACAGAAAAAGAGGCCUACAACAGCUCCUAAUAAUAACCUUAGAAAUGGCAUGAAGAAAAAACAGCUUCCAGUAUCAGAUAGACGUCAGUCCAUGUCACCUAAUCCAGAAGAAAAAUACAAACAUGACAAUGAAGUUCUAGUAUUACAGGUAGAAGCUUUGCAGGCACAGCUUCAAGAACAGACAAAAAUAGCCAAAGAACAGGUAGAGGCUUUAAUGGAAGACAGAAGAGUGAAAGAAGAAGAGCUGGAAACUCGUAGACAGAGAGAUGAAGCCAAAAUACACACACUUACUGAAAAAUUACAUAAAACACAGGAUUUAUUAUAUGAAAGUACAAAAGACUUUUUAGAAUUAAGAUAUCAGGGUCGUGCUAAUGAGAGACAAUGGAUGGCAGAGAAAGACAGAUUACUUAGAGAAUUAGAUAGUGCGAAAGAUAAAGGCAAUGGUCAAGACUCAUUACUAAAUAUGUCUGUUGCUACUGAGGCAAGAGCUCACUACGCAGAAGAGGUCAAGACAUUGGAUUACCAGUUACAACAAGCACAGAAGCUGGCAGAGAUGUACCGAGAACAAGUGAUCCAGUUAGAGGAUGAAUUGUCUCGGAUCAGGGAAGAAGGAGAUGUCACUAGAGAAAUAUUUAAGGGAAGAAGCGACAAGAUGACUACGAGGUUAACUAUGAUGAACCAGCGAUAUCAAGACUUAGAGAGAAGACGGAACUUAGAGGUUGAAGGAUUUAAAAAUGAUAUUAAAAAUCUCAGAUCCAGAUUGAAAGAUGUUGAAAGGCAGCUUUAUAAGGUUACUAUGGGAUUUGCUGAGGAUAUGGAUGUGCAGAAACCAGGUGAUAUUGACAUGCAAAUAUUACGAAAUGUACAUGCUACAGCUGGUAGAUCAAAGAAAAUGGUAGGAGAACUGAAAAACUUAAAAUCUAAAAUGUAUGGGCUGGAAAAUGAUCUGAAACAUUUAUGAGAAGAAGUAAAAAUGGAAGAUUUAUAUUUGAAGUUUGCAUUUGAACAGAAGACAAUACAAUCAGGAAUUAAUUGUGUUAAAAACCUGAUCAAGCUCUGAUGAAAAGAAAUCUCCUAGUAUAGUGAUUGUCCCUUUGACAGGUCAAAGGUUAAAUCUGAUUAAAAUCGACAAUUAAUAAGCAAUGGAACACAAUUUUGAUGAAUGUUUCUGACAGUUAAAAUUGUGAAACAAGUAGUCAGAAUGUAUAACAUAAAAGCUGUGAUAUUUAUUUAACUGGGCUGAACUAUCUAAAUAUGUUUUUCAUGUGAUUCUGAUAUUAUCAUUUGCAAUCCGAAGAAUGCUGGAAAGGUUGACUAUCGGACAUAUCUGAAUAGCGAGAAAAAAAAGAUUGAAAUGAAUAAAAGAAAAUGUUGUAUUGAAAAAUUAUUUGAAAAAUUAAAAUAUUAUUUUGGGAAAUUUUCUAAAAAAAACUCCCACAAAUUUUAUGCAAAUGUAAAUUAAAAUUUAUUAAGUAAAUGUUUACCCUAUAAAUAAAUUUGUUUUAGAUAUACAUAUAUGUAAAUUGUUAGUUUGACUACAUGAAAAUAUAACCCACGUAUUAUUAGAACAAAUAGAUAUAAUAAUUUGUAAUAGUAAAUGGCUAGAUAUUGAUUUUAUUCUGCCAUGUAAAGAAAGGUUGUCAGUUGUACAUAUCUGGUACAUUCCUUAAUAUUAAAAUAGAAAAUAAUAUAGGUCUGAUUGUACCUGAAAUUCUGCAGAUAUAUUUUUCUAGAUAGAAAGCCCAUUGUUUCAUAAUGUAUGUUUUGUAUAAAUAUUUAUAUUUAAUAAAAUUUAUUAACACUGAAAA
Messenger RNA from Mytilus trossulus (common blue mussel), 2392 nucleotides. RefSeq names its product coiled-coil domain-containing protein 77-like. Gene Ontology annotation, cellular component: centrosome. The record is from RefSeq and is a predicted model, not a curated record. The coding region runs from base 61 to 1545 and encodes 494 amino acids. Lineage: Eukaryota; Metazoa; Mollusca; Bivalvia; Mytilida; Mytilidae. The transcript is spliced from 10 exons.